Molecule: messenger RNA, 2497 nt
Organism: Nerophis ophidion (straightnose pipefish)
Lineage: Eukaryota; Metazoa; Chordata; Actinopteri; Syngnathiformes; Syngnathidae
Gene: samd7
Product: sterile alpha motif domain containing 7
Exons: 8
Coding region: 291-1943 (550 amino acids)
Molecular function (GO): protein binding
Source: RefSeq, a predicted model, not a curated record
GUAAUUACACAUCACUGGCGAGGUGCGGCCGGCCAAGCAGUUGGACGGGAGAUCACGGCGCUGUCAGGACAGGGACGGCUUACUGCUGCAGAUAAGGCCCGCUAAUGGAGAUGAAACCAAUCGGUAUUUAAAAGGUCGUUUUUAGUUAAGGCAGUUAGCCUGCGAGCAACUUGCCGGGCUGCGGACCUUUUGUUUGUUUGCGUCGUUUAUUGCUCUCUUUUUUUCCGACAAAUCUGCUCACCGAGACUUUGAAGUGACAUCAUCAUCCUGGUGGAGGUCGUUGGCGUCUCAUGAUGACCCCACGCGAGCAGCUGAGGAAGAUGACGGCGCUGGGCGAGCAGGGGGCGCUGGACGAGAAGCACUGGUACCGGCUGGUGAACAGCAUGUCAGCAAGCGAGCUGAGGCAGAGGCAGGAGAUGAUCAUGAGGAACCAGAUGGCCAUGGCCCCGCAGAUCCUCGCCCAGGGCCAGCAGAGGUUGCAGGGGGUUCCGGCUCAGUUUGAACCGCGAUUCAUGGAAAGGGAGUUGGUCCCGCCUGCUGACAUUGUGGCCCCUGAUGCCAGGCAGAUGCACAUGGGACCUCACAUGGGCCCCCCUCUUGCAUCACACGCUGCGAUGCUCCCAGGAAGAACCUUCUCAGGAGCAGCCGGCUAUGGCUUUCUGCCCUCGGAGCCCAUGGAGACGGUUGCCCGGCGACAGGAGCUCAUUCACAAGCAAAACAUGGCCAGGAUGGAGAUGAACGCCAUCCUGCACCAGAAAGAGCUGGAGAACGCCCACCAAAAGGGUCUGAUGGGCAUGGAGACACCCAUGUCCUACCCGUCCAACCCCAUGGCCUUCAGAGCACGCCAGCGCAUGCCCGAGGGCCACGACGUCUUCGUCCACCGCCCCACCCUGGAAGACCUCCACUCCGGCAGCAUCCUGAUGGCGGCCAGCCCGUACCCGCCCCUCGGCACGCUGCACCGGGAGCGGGGGCGCCGGGUGGGCAGGAGGCCCGCGGCUCACAAAAGCGCCGACAACACCGCCGCCGCCGCCGCCGGCAACACCAAGGGCCCCGCUGAGGACAAGAGUGUGGAGCAGAGCCCGGGGGCCGCGUCCGGGGGGGAAGACAAGGAGGUGGAGGCGAAGGGCGACGCCGGAGACGAGGGCGCCCCCAGCAAGGUGCUUCAUCAUCAUCAUCAUCACCAUCAGGCUAAAGUAGACUCCGACAUGGCUGAAGGCUGCAGGAAGAGCUACAAAGAAGGGGAGGCGGGGCUUCCUAAGACCUGCGUCGGCGCCACAGACCGAUGCCAGGACGUGGGCGGCGGCGGAGGCAGCGACAAGGACAGUGGAACCUUCCAGGACAAGUUCAUGUACCCGUCAGCUGGCAUGCCUUACAUGUUCCCUGUCAUGCCGCCACCUGGUACCUUUAUAUCUCAACCCUCGCUUUGUUCCUUUCGCCACACGUUUCACGCAACUUUUCCGUCUUCAGGUCCGCCGGGUCUGUUUCUCAACGGCAAUGAGGCGUCGGAGGACAUCAGGAAGUGGAGCGUUAACGACGUGUACAACUUCAUCAACAGCAUCCCCUCGUGUUCCGAAUACUCUCAGACCUUUAGGGAUCACAUGAUCGACGGCGAGACGCUGCCCCUUCUGUCGGAGGAACACCUGCUGGACACGCUGGGCCUCAAGCUGGGGCCCGCCCUCAAGAUACGCUCACAGGUGUCCCGGCGCAUGGGCAGCAUGCUGUACAUGAUAAACCUCCCGCUCCCUGCCGCCGCCCUGCAGACGGCCCCCGACAAGCCCGGCGACCACUCGUCCGAGAUGGGCUCCCCCGUCAACUGCAACAGCGAGGAGAUGAUGGCGAGUCCUUCAGGGGACGUCCUAAAAGCUAGCGAGCACCUUCACGAGACGGACAACAAUUCACCUCUCUCGGCAAGCAUGGAGGCAGCGGCACCUGUCGCCCAAUGAACAAUGUACACUAACUCCAUGUUGUUGUACUCUUUGUACAUGCACAGGUAUUCUUAUUGGUUUGAGGAAUGGAAACUGUUAAUAAAUACAGUAAAAUGAGGUUAGGUUCUUACACUGUAAUGCACCUCUCAAUAUAAAAAUGUAUUAUCGGACCAAGCUUUCUGCUUCGGCGCUCCCAGUCUGUGGAAUGCUCUCCCUGACCCCCUGAGGGCACCACAGACUGUGGAUGCUUUUUAAAAAGGCUUAAAAACCCUUCUUUUUUUUUUUUAAAAAGCAAUGUUUUAGAUUCAUGCGUGCUAGUUCUGGCUAUUAGGCUGUUCUACUUUUUAUUUUUAUUUAUUUGUUUUGUUAUUUUUUUUAAUACGCUGUAGCACUUUGAGGUUGUUUGCUCAAUGUAAAGUGCUUUUUACAAAUAAAAUCUAUUAUUAUUAUUAUUAUCCUUAUUAUUAUCACUGUUUUCACAUGAAUUGUAUUUAUUGUUAUUAUUUAAAGUGUAAACUGUGUUUGCAUUUUCUUUUUUUUAUUGUGGAAGUUGCAGCUCACCUAUGAAUUAA